CCUGUGUGUAUUUGCAUUUACGUCAUUAAAAUUACUGUAUUGUUUGAGUAAAAUUAGUCGUGUGUCUCGCGUUUUAAGGUACUGCAUCUGCUGCUGAUACAGUUUUGUUGUGACACUUGCAAUGCGCAUUUUUAAUGGGUAAUAGAUUUACUUAGGGCAAGCCGCCAUUCAAUGGAUUUAUGUGUGACGUCUGUGCUGUAUCUCGGCGCCUUGAUUUACAUUGUCGUGCAGCUGAUUCGUUUCGUCUUCGCGGAUGCUGAUUUCACCUUGCUAUGGGCUGUCGCGUUUGGAAACAAACCGGAGGCUACGCUACGAGGGAAGGUGGUGUGGAUCACUGGGGCCUCCAGUGGUAUCGGGGAGGAGCUGGCCUAUCAACUGGCUAGACUGGGGGCUCGCCUGAUCUUAUCAGCCCGGCGAGAGAAAGAGCUGGAGAGGGUGAAGCACUACUGUUUGUCAUGUAGCCGCUUGCAAGAAGAGGACAUUCUUGUUCUACCUCUUGAUUUACUGGAAAGAGAUUCCCAUCAAGCAAAAAUGAAAACUGCCGUGGAGCACUUUGGGAAUAUUGAUGUCCUGAUCAACAACGGGGGUCGCAGCCAGCGUUCCCUGUUCCUGGACACCAGUUUGGAGGUUUUCCACGGACUGAUGGAUCUCAACUUCCUGGGAACAGUGUCACUUACCAAGCAGGUGCUGCCACACAUGACAGAGCGCGGGACCGGUGCCGUGGUGACCAUCAGCAGUGUGGUGGGUCUGGCAGGGGCACCACUAGCCACCGGGUAUUCUGCAAGUAAACAUGCUCUACAGGGUCUCUUCAACUGCCUGCGCAUAGAGCUGACUGACUACCCUGGGAUCACCAUCAGCACUGUCUGCCCUGGGCCAGUGCAGUCACAAAUCGUCCAUAAUGCGUUCACAGAGCAAAUAGACAAGCCCAUGCCUGUUGUAGGGGACCAGCAGCACAAGAUGGCAACCGCUCGAUGUGCCCGUCUCAUCUUGGUGGGCAUCUCCAAUCGGAUCAAAGAAAUGUGGAUUGCCCAGCAGCCCUUUCUCCUCUUCUACUACCUGUGGCAGUAUACUCCCACCUGGGCUUGGUACAUCACAGACCUUCUGGGCAAAAGGAGAGUGCAGAACUUCAAGGCAGGAAUGGAUGCAGACUCUGCUUACUUUACAAAGUCCAAGGCUCCCUGAAGUGUAUUACAUGAAGACUUGCCAUUUUGCCCAUUCUGUAAAAUGUACCACUCCAACCAGAUCUACUGUACAGAUCUUAGUGCUUUCCUUUUCCUUGGAAUUAAGGUUAGAAUAAAAUAUCUAACAAUUUCAAAGGCUGAUUUCAUGUAACGGUUAAUGGGAUGAGUGAAACAGCAGUCCUGUAAAUCUAAUGGAGGCGACUUGUGUUCCCCUCCUCUACACCAGGCACACAGGGGAAAUGCAGAGGGUAAUGCGGCUCCAAACGGGGGCUCCUAUCGUCCCUCAUGCAGAGUUUGGAUGGGUUUAACGGAAGGGAGAGCACUAAGAGGUUCUGAGUGGGCACAGCCAUAUUCUCUGGUAUUAGUGCCGGAGUGCUUAUUUCGAGAAGCUUUCCAUUUCAAUUCAGCCGGUGUUUGUGUUACGGGUAUGUUUUAAGAGAAUCACCUCACUGAAUGAUUGAUUCCACUCCUUAAAACUGAAAUUAAAAGCACCUUCAUUAAAGAUGAAUUGUGAACAUGCA
Molecule: messenger RNA, 1702 nt
Organism: Conger conger (European conger)
Lineage: Eukaryota; Metazoa; Chordata; Actinopteri; Anguilliformes; Congridae
Gene: dhrs7
Product: dehydrogenase/reductase (SDR family) member 7
Exons: 8
Coding region: 172-1182 (336 amino acids)
Molecular function (GO): oxidoreductase activity
Source: RefSeq, a predicted model, not a curated record